AUGGGAUCAAUUUAUUUUCAAGAUAAAUUUAGUGCAUACGCCGAGUUACGUAUAAAAGGAAUUGAUAAAUCAUUUUGGAUACAUAGAGAAUAUUUAGAGUUACAAUCCAUUUUCUUUAAUCAAGUUCUUGAGCAAGUUGGACAAGGUGAUAUUAUACUUAUUUCCUUACCUUCUCCUGCGACUUUUGAGCCAAUCUUGGAAUUUUUGUACACCGGUAAUGAUGAUAAAUUGUAUGAUUUAUUAGAUUUGGACAAUUACUAUGAUUUUUGGCAAAAUAUUGACUAUUUGGGAUUAGGAAAUGAUGUUAGAGCUAUCAUUUUCUCUUUCAUUCAAAAUGAAGUUGAAAUUUAA
Funneliformis caledonium is the source of this 351-nucleotide messenger RNA. The record is from the annotation of a GenBank genome assembly. NCBI's taxonomy places the organism in Eukaryota, Fungi, Glomeromycota, Glomeromycetes, Glomerales, Glomeraceae.